Molecule: messenger RNA, 2253 nt
Organism: Aspergillus niger
Lineage: Eukaryota; Fungi; Ascomycota; Eurotiomycetes; Eurotiales; Aspergillaceae
Exons: 9
Coding region: 1-2253 (750 amino acids)
Source: RefSeq, a predicted model, not a curated record
AUGGUUUUAGAGGAUCCCGGACAGCCUGGUGGAAAGAAUGGGAUCCCGGCUGUGGCACUGGCAGUUACACAGUCCAAGACCGCCAGACCCACGGUGGUCCGCAAGAAGUUCGCCAAACCUCCCGUCAAAGUAGCUUGUUUAGCAUGCUCAUCUUCCGCCGUUGGUCAUUGGGAGGGAACUAAUCCGGAUUCACUUUUAUCAGUCGUGCUUCAAGAACACGUUGUGAUGGUCAAGACCCGUGUACCAAUUAAGCGGGGUGGCCCAAGGAAGAAGAAGAACAAGCCAUCUACAGCUGCAGAACCUCCACAAGAUGGUGUCGAGGAUCCUACGAUUUUCCCGGCGUCCUCGGGAUUUGACGAAUCAUCCGGGAUGUUUGGCCAAAUUGACGUCCUAUCAAUUCCGGGGGCAGGGUUGAGAAGCCUAGACUUCCCCUCGGAUGUCCACGCCAUGUUUGCGGAUCUUUUUGUUCCAGGCACAGAGAAUACGCACGGCCUGGAGCCGACGCCUUCCCCAUCAAAUAUACCGUCUCGGGCCUUGGUUAGGACUUACGGCAGUGAAGAUGCGAUUCUUGACGCAUACUAUGUCUUCAUCCAUAAUUAUUUCCCUAUACUUCCACCAAGGGUUGACCCUCCGGCUCCUGACCGACCCCUGGACUGUGCGGGUUCAUUCACAGAUUCACCGUCAGAACAACCACUUCUUAUCUAUAAGCCAAGGUCGCCUUUGAGUUUGGCGAUCUCAGCGAUCUUGGCCCUCGUACCACACCCAAACGACCCAGAACCAUCGGGGCCUGCGUCCGUCAUCCGUCGUCGCACAUUUGCACACACAUUUGCCCAGCUGGCAAAUGCAGCUAUCGAAACCGAUUGCGAGCUUCACGCUUCGUCUACCUACCCUUCAGAUGCAUUGACGAACGAACGGCCUCUUAUUGAUCGAGAGCCUUUUCAUCCCCAGACUCCAGUGGAACUCGAAAGUCUGCUCGCGCUUCUUGUACUUUCAAUUUACGAAUACAAUCAACGAGGCAACCUUCUGAAGAUGCGUUACCGUGCCGGUCAGGCUCUGGCCAUAGCGUUGGAUAUUUCUCUGCAUUCUCUUGGGGAAGAAUUCGAUGAGUUUGCGGAAGCUCGCAGGAGAGCUUGGUGGAUGACUGGCUCUAUUGUCAGCACUACGCCUCUAGCUAUUAUCGCGAACGAUCCCCAAUUUGUCACUCCUUAUCCACGGUUUUCGGCCGAUCCUGAUGGCUGGUCUGUAUUAAUACAAGCCCAGCAAGUUCUUGUCUCAGCAACACAAUAUAUCAUCGAUCUGAAUAAGUGUCUGUCCACGAGGACGAACAUGCAAUACAUUUAUGAACGGAUGCAGCAACUUGACGCAUGGGCGAGCUCUGUUCUGGCACAAUCAAAUCUGCUUCCGAUCUUGCCCCAGUCCAUGGCCUGUGGCGGGGAGAUAGAGUUGACAACAGCUCAAAGUAUCCGUGCAAUAUCACGGAUAAAGUUGUCUAGGUGGGUAUCUUUUGGUCCCUUGACGACGACGGACUUGUUAUUAAUGGUUAUUAGCGCUCAAAUCAAAGUGCAUCGGUUUAGGGCUUUCUCAGACCUGCCAAUCUUCCUUAAAAAACACUGCGAUCUGACCUCGAGAAAUCCGAACAACGAAAUGCCAAGCAAUACUUCCAAGAACUCCAAAUCGCAAAGUGGAAUUGCAAAUAUCGGAUGUUCAUGCAGCCUGGAGCCGUUCCAACAGGCACCCAGUGACUACUCAUCGUCGUCUUCCCAGGCGUCUGAUAUUCAGCAGUAUCCUUUCAUGCAAGGGUUUCCAUACAGCAUUCAACAUUCAGCGAAAACGUGUCUCAGAGCAUCCCUUCUAAUUUCACGCAUGUUCUACAGUCUACCCCUGCCGCAACCGCUUCUCGAUGAGUGUCAGACUCAGCAGGGACUACACAUGCUACCGAAUCAGUUACCACGAACCAUGCCGUCAUUUGCGUGCUGCCUAAUGCAGGGCAGCUAUGCUAUGUUGAUGAUCUAUCUUAAAGCGCGCCGGGAGAAACUGACUCCAAAGAGUGGAAACGACGAUACCCCCAACCCCUCGGACAGACUCAUCGAAGAAAUCCGCAAGGGGCUAGAACGUAUAAUUGCUACUGUUACAAAUUACGCGAUUGCAUUUGAGGCGUUGGAUGGGAUGAGGGUAUCCGCAACAUAUGGCGCGGGGGGCGCCAUUGGCUAUGAACCCCCGAUUUCCCAAUCUACUCUCAGUUCUAUCAUUUAA